This is a messenger RNA of Mizuhopecten yessoensis (Yesso scallop), 519 nucleotides long. RefSeq lists its product as uncharacterized. The record is from RefSeq and is a predicted model, not a curated record. Gene Ontology annotation, biological process: DNA integration. Bases 1 to 519 code for a protein of 172 amino acids. NCBI's taxonomy places the organism in Eukaryota, Metazoa, Mollusca, Bivalvia, Pectinida, Pectinidae. The transcript has a single exon. Gene Ontology annotation, molecular function: nucleic acid binding.
AUGCCUCGACGGAUACACUCUGACCAAGGUGCCAAUUUCGUUGGAGAGUUAAUCCAUCAGCUAUGUGCCAUGGCCAACAUCAAGAAGAGUAGGACUACGCCUUACCACCCGAUGGGUAAUGGAAGUUGUGAAAGAUUCAACAGAACGUUGCUUGGGAUGUUGGGUACUUUGGAUCCGAAGGAGAAAGGGGACUGGAAAAGGCACGUUGGUCCGCUUGUUCAUGCAUACAACAGCAUCCGGCAUGAUAGCACAAGCUACUCGCCCUUCUUCUUGUUUGGCAGGCAUCCCAGGUUACCUAUCGACUUGGCAUUCGGAGUAGAUAUAGGAGGAAAACAUCAAACUCUUUCAGGAUAUGUCUCAUCGCUUCGUGAUAAUCUGAAGAAGGCAUAUAACUUAGCCAGGAGUCAUACAGCUUCCGCAUCAAAGCACCAGAAGAAGAUUACGACAGAAGAGCCAGAGCGGCUGAUUUACAAGACGGGGAGUACUAGUGCGGAUUGUGGCUUUCGAGGGCAAACAUAA